AUGCAUAAACCUAUAAUUUAUGUUACGAGAAAUAUUUAUCCUAAAAGUAUUAGGAAUAUUCUUAUAAGAAAUUCUACUGCAGGAAUUAACUCAAUAUCAGGAUCUAAUAAAGAUUCUGAUCAUGUUAAUAAUAAAAUUGGUGACUAUUCAUCUUUUAUGAAAAAAUCAAAUCUUAGUAAUUUACAAUCAAAAACAUUACAUACUACGAGUACAAAUUCACAUAAAAUUAUUAGACCAACGGAUUUUCAAAAAGUAUUAUUUUUAUUAACAGGAAUGUAUAAAAAUAGAAGUGAAAUUCCAGAGUUUGUCUCUGGACAAGCAAUUGAUGAAUUAAAUUAUGAAUCCCGUCAAUUACUUGGUAUUACUCUUUGCCUUGCUAUUGUAACAUUUCUAUAUACAAUGGAAUUUGAUAUGGCAAAUGGAUCACAAAAUAAUAAAACAAGCCUAUAUCAUUUAAGUAAAAUUAUUUAA
Strongyloides ratti is the source of this 471-nucleotide messenger RNA. RefSeq names its product Protein of unknown function DUF1075 family-containing protein. The record is from RefSeq and is a predicted model, not a curated record. The transcript is spliced from 2 exons. The coding region runs from base 1 to 471 and encodes 156 amino acids. Lineage: Eukaryota; Metazoa; Nematoda; Chromadorea; Rhabditida; Strongyloididae.